AUGUGCUCCAUCACAGUUUUUUCUGCUUUGAAGAGUGAUUCAUCAGUUGAUAUCUCCAAAUAUCAACAGCUCAUCGGCAUGCUUCAAUAUCUAUCAUUCACUCGGCCAGAUAUUGCAUUUACUAUAAACAAGCUUGCUCAGUACCUCAAUAGAAUUUUCUCCUAUGGUAUUCAAGUGCCUAAGGAGCAAGAUUCAAGGUUGGUUGCUUAUUCUGGCUCUGACUGGGAAGAAGAGCCUAUUGAUCGCACCUCCACUACUGGUUACGUGGUUUAUCUUGGAAACAAACCUAUUUCUUGGUCCUUCAAGAAGCAGCGCUCAUUUUCACGUUCUUCUACAGAGGUUGAAUAUCAUGUUGUAGCAACUACUGCUGCAAAAAUUAAUUGGCUAGUCAAUCUUUGA
Solanum tuberosum (potato) is the source of this 399-nucleotide messenger RNA. RefSeq lists its product as uncharacterized. The coding region runs from base 1 to 399 and encodes 132 amino acids. The record is from RefSeq and is a predicted model, not a curated record. The transcript is spliced from 2 exons. NCBI's taxonomy places the organism in Eukaryota, Viridiplantae, Streptophyta, Magnoliopsida, Solanales, Solanaceae.